GCCAAUUGGUUUGUCUGCAUUUCUUGGACUGGGACAGUUGGACGUAACGGCAGAGGAAGAAUCGAGACAAGAGCAGUGAAGGGAAGGCAGGGGAAGGAGGAGAUGCCAUAGAAAGUAACGAGAAGGCUUUAAACACACACCCAGCGAAAAAGAAGGGAAGCAAAGAAUCUUCUUCCUUUCCUUUCCUUCCCCUUCCCUCUUCUUCUUCCUCUUUCUCUUUUUCAGUGUUUCUUUUUUAUUCUUCCUUCCAACCUCGCCACCUUUCUUCUUCCAUAAUUCUAUCUUUAUAUUUGCUUUUGUUUUCUUUAAUCCGAGUCUCUUAUUUCUGCCCCCUUGUGGCUUUGGUGCUCGAUCAUCGCUUUGUGCUGUUUGCUUUUGGGACGAUGACGAGUUCCUCCUCUGGGCCUGGCGUUAGCUGCAGUUACUCCUUCAAGAUACUCCUGAUCGGCGACACCGGCGUCGGCAAGAGCAGCCUCCUCGUCUCCUUCAUCUCCAACAACCUCGUGGACGACCUCUCUCCCACCAUCGGAGUGGAUUUCAAGAUAAAGCAUCUCACAAUUGCUGAUAAAAAGUUAAAGCUCACAAUUUGGGACACGGCUGGACAGGAACGGUUUAGAACGUUAACUAGUUCAUAUUAUAGAGGAUCUCAAGGAAUAAUACUAGUCUAUGAUGUGACAAAGCGAGAGACUUUUACUAAUAUUGCUGAUGUGUGGAUCAAAGAGAUAGAAUUAUAUGCAACAAACCACAACUGUAUCAAAGUGCUAGUUGGAAAUAAAGCUGACAAGGAGUUGGAACGAACAGUGACAAGCGAAGAGGGGAUUGCCUUUGCCAAUGAGUACAAAUGUUUGUUUCUGGAGUGCAGUGCAAAAACAAGAUCCAAUGUUGAAAGAUGCUUUGAAGAACUGGCAUUGAAGAUCUUGGAAGUUCCUGAACUGCUAGAGGAAGGAUCAGCUCCAGCAAAAAGAAACAUCCUAAGACAGAAACAGGACCAACAAGAAGCAAACCAAGGAGGCUGUUGCUCAUAGUUUAGUUUAUUAUUAUUGUUUUCGUUUCCUUUAUGAUGAAACAUGAGUUUGGAGAUACAUUUGGAAUUUGGAUCACUUCUACAGUGGACUGAGUUUGUAAAUGAAAUGAGGUGUUUCGGUUUAGCUUUGCUUUGCGGAUGUGCAGUAUUGAGUGGGAAAUUCAGAAAGAAGAGAUCUGAACUACAUUAUUAUACUUGUAUGAUUGUGUCCGACUGCAUCACACUUGUAGUUGGAUAAUGGGAUGGAUGUUCAUGUACAAAUGCUUAGUUGGAUAAUUUGAUGUUGGAUUUCCA
Molecule: messenger RNA, 1318 nt
Organism: Zingiber officinale
Lineage: Eukaryota; Viridiplantae; Streptophyta; Magnoliopsida; Zingiberales; Zingiberaceae
Product: ras-related protein RABC2a-like
Exons: 6
Coding region: 384-1025 (213 amino acids)
Molecular function (GO): GTPase activity; GTP binding
Source: RefSeq, a predicted model, not a curated record